Molecule: messenger RNA, 4294 nt
Organism: Nematolebias whitei (Rio pearlfish)
Lineage: Eukaryota; Metazoa; Chordata; Actinopteri; Cyprinodontiformes; Rivulidae
Gene: foxp2
Product: forkhead box P2
Exons: 15
Coding region: 85-2094 (669 amino acids)
Biological process (GO): regulation of transcription by RNA polymerase II
Cellular component (GO): nucleus
Molecular function (GO): RNA polymerase II cis-regulatory region sequence-specific DNA binding; DNA-binding transcription repressor activity, RNA polymerase II-specific
Source: RefSeq, a predicted model, not a curated record
CUCUUGCAGCAGCCAGGCUGUGGCCUGAAAUCUCCAAAGAGCCAGGACAAGCAGCGUCCACUGCAGGUUCCAGUGUCAGUGGCCAUGAUGAGUCCCCAGGUGAUCACGCCACAGCAGAUGCAGCAGAUCCUCCAGCAGCAGGUGCUCUCCCCCCAGCAGCUCCAGGCCCUGCUCCAGCAGCAGCAGGCUGUGAUGCUGCAGCAGCAGCACCUGCAGGAGUUUUACAAGAAACAGCAGGAGCAGCUUCAUCUGCAGCUUCUCCAGCAGCAGCAUCCUGGCAAACAAGCUAAAGAGCAACAACAGCAGCAGCAGCAGCUGGCUGCCCAGCAGCUCGUCUUCCAGCAGCAGCUCCUGCAGAUGCAGCAGCUCCAGCAGCAGCAGCACCUGCUCAACAUGCAGCGGCAGGGCCUGCUCUCGCUGCCAGGGCCCGCUCCGGGCCAAGCUGCCCUGCCCGGACAGACCCUGCCCCCACAAGGUGGUUUGAGCCCAGCAGAGCUCCAACAGCUGUGGAAAGAUGUGACCGGAGGAGGCGGCGGCCACGCCAUCGAGGACAACGGCAUCAAACACAGCAGCAGUGGCAACGGCACCUGCGUAGGCGGCGGCGGUUUGGACCUCUCCACCAACAAUUCCUCUUCAACUACCUCCUCCUCCAAUUCCGCCAAAGCAUCGCCGCCCAUCACUCACCACUCCAUCACCAACGGACAGUCGCCUGCCCUCAACCACAGAAGAGAGCGUGAAAGGGAAAGGGAGCGAGAAAGUUCACUACAUGAAGAAGUCGGAGGAACCCACCCCCUGUAUGGUCAUGGUGUGUGCAAGUGGCCCGGCUGUGAGACCAUGUGUGAGGACUUCGGACAGUUUUUGAAGCACCUAAACAGCGAGCACGCCCUCGACGACCGGAGCACAGCUCAGUGUCGAGUCCAGAUGCAAGUCGUUCAGCAGCUUGAAAUACAACUUUCUAAAGAGCGAGAGCGUCUUCAAGCGAUGAUGACCCACUUGCACAUGCGGCCCUCAGAACCCAAGUCAUCUCCCAAACCACUCAACUUGGUGUCCAGCGUCACCAUGUCCAAGAAUCUGCCCUCAGCGUCGCCCCCCAACAUGCCACAGACCCCUACCACGCCCACAGCCCCCAUCACACCCAUGGCUGCCAUGCCACAGGUGCCAUCGGUACUGGGAGGGGCCAACGUCCCCAGCAUGGGUGCCAUGCGCAGACGCCACUCGGACAAAUACUCCAUGCCUUUGUCGUCGGGUGGUGACACAGUAUUUAUUUUUCCAGAGAUUGCCCCAAACUACGAGUUUUAUAAGAACGCAGAUGUCAGACCACCGUUUACUUAUGCAACCCUCAUAAGACAGGCCAUCAUGGACUCUGCCGACAUGCAGCUAACGCUUAACGAAAUCUACAGCUGGUUCACGCGCACGUUCGCCUACUUCAGACGCAACGCUGCAACCUGGAAGAACGCCGUUCGCCACAACCUCAGCUUGCACAAGUGCUUCGUGCGUGUGGAGAACGUGAAGGGGGCGGUGUGGACGGUGGACGAGAUGGAGUACCAGAAACGCAGGUCGCAGAAGAUCACAGGAAGUCCGUCUCUUGUGAAGAACCUGCCCUCCAGCCUUGGUUAUGGAACUGCACUAAAUGCCAGUUUACAGGCUGCCUUGGCAGAGACCUCCCUGCCUCUGCUGGGGACCCCCGGGCUCAUGAGCAGCGCCGCCGGCCCGAUGGGAGGCAACUGCCACGGCCUGCUGGGCGGAGACCUGUCCAUGCCAACUGGAGGAAGCCCACCUGGACUGUUGGGCGGGAGUCCACCAGGCUUGCUGGGUAUCAGCCCCCCUGGUACGUUGAGCGGCAGCCCCCCCAUUAUGUUGCAGUCAGCCCAUGAGGAGCUCAACGGCUCAAUCGACCACCUGGACACCAACGGACACAGCAGCCCUGGAUACUCUCCUCCAGUACACAUGCCACCUGUUCAUGUGAAGGAGGAGCCGCUUAAUAUGGACGACGACGACUGUCCGAUGUCACUUGUGACGACGGCCAAUCACAGUCCGGAGCUGGACGAUGACCGGGAGCUGGAGGAAGGGAACCUAUCAGAAGACCUGGAGUGAUAGACUGUUUUAUGUUUUAAUUUUUUAUUUUUUGGUCGCCGUUUCCCUUCAAUCCGACCGCACUGUUUCUCUCACACAGACCUGCAAAACAAAAAAAAUAAAACAAUAACCACGUCACUUCAAAAACACCAACCAACCACAGCUCUUUAUCUCUCACCACUGGGACUAUUUAUUGAGCAUGUAUCCGGAUAGAGACCGAUCCAAAGGAACUCUUCGUCGCAGAGCUUUGGGAUUCCCAAACAUGACAGACAUGAGAUGUCUGUCGUAAAGGAAACAAAAACAAACUGAGACCUGCUAUAGUUGAGGUGGCGUGGCCACGCACAGUACACGGAUGAUGAACUCAUGGAUGGGGGGUAAGAACAUGAGACAAAUAAGCAAAUCAUGUUCUGCUGAAAGCUAGCGGCCUCGUAUACUGCCAAAAAAAGGAAGACAUUUUAUGUUUGUGAAUAAUCCGACCCACAGUAGUUGUUAUUGUCUAGAGACAAUUGCUGGUUCAAUUCAAGUUGUUGCUCUGUUAUCAUUUGCACAGGAUUAGUCUCAGAAAAUUGUCACUGCCUGUAUGUUGCUAUUAUUAUUAAUAUUAUUAAAACCAGUGUAUCCGUUUUAGCAUUUUUAUUUUUCAUUCCCAAAUGUUCUGUUUUUAGGCACCACCAAUUGUAAAUGCCAUUCCCUGAGUCACACCAGUAACCAAAUUGCGAUACCAAGACUGUUGUUGCAACUGUCCAGACAAACAAAAACAACAAAAAAAAAGAUGGCUUCCAGUCUUAUGUUUGUGAUUAAAAAAGUUUGAAAAGAACUGGAAUCGGGGGAAACUAUAACCAUUUUACAAAACAAAUGCAUUUCUGCUUAAUGUCCUUUUCUUGCUCGUCUUACCUCGGCGUUUUAAAGCUUUGUCUACCUGCAAACAGUCACAGGCAACAGCUAGAAACCAAAGCCAACACUAGCAAUGGCCAAUAGCUUAUAAACAGAAGCACCAAACUCCUCUUGGUCCGCCUUCUGUGACUUUAAACUCGUUCGAAGAGAAGCUUUCGUUCUGCAAACUACCUUUUGGAUUAACCUCUGGGAUUGUUUCACUUAGCCCUAUACACAGUUGAGAAGAAGAGCAGAAACAAAUGCUGGUUUUAUUCAUUUUUUCAUGUGUGAUUUGAUCAAAUGUCCACCUUGGGGGAUCUUCUGCCAGGCGUACUGCAGAUAGAAAGCAUCGUUUUUGUCGACCAUAACCAAAAGGCUCAACAGAAGUGCGGAAACAUUGUGCUCUUUUUUUAUUUUUAUUUUUAGUUUUUAUUCCGUUUUUGUUUCGCCACUCGCGUCGGGGAGUCUUCGUUUUCUGUUCUGCUUGCUUCGAAGCCGGUGUGUUGUUUUGGGCGGAGAUGCCGUCACGUCUUUUACUUCCGUGGCGCUCUUCUUUCCGAGCCGUGUCGAAACUGAAAACGUCGCUAACCAAACAUGAAAUAUAUCUAGUGAAGCCAAAUAAGUCCUGAUUUCAAGGUAAUAUGAAAUGAUGUGACUUGGUUACCACGGGGGGGAAACAAAAAAAAAAAAAAAGCAAACUGUAAGAGCCAUUUCAGAAGAGGAUAUCAAAGGUGAACCUUUUCUAGGUAUUUGCUUUAAUUUAAGCCCUCAACACGCGGAGUGGGCGCCACGCUUUCUGAACGGUCUCGGUCCAGCCGGUGUUCCGCUCGGACGAACCAGCGUUUUCUAUCGGAUUCAGACUUUAGUGGAAACUGCGUCGCGUCGUGUUCCUCUCAAGACUGUCAUCUAGAAAAGAGUUGUUGCUUUAACGGUCAUUUCUGUUUUCAGUAAACCAAAGUUACACAAAAUUCUGCCUCCUCUUGUAUGGGAUAAAGAAAAACAACUAUGUCGGACUCUGACGCACACACGUUCUCCCAUGCUUUGUUUUCCGUCGGCAGAAAAUGUAUGCUGUCAAAGACCCGGCGUGGCUUUUGUGUCGCGCUUUUAACGAGCAACGCGUCUGCCCGCUCUGACCAAAAUGGAGACACUGUGUUUAUGUUGCUUUCUAGCCCCGUUGCAAGAAGCUUGACGCACAGACACGUGCAGUACUGUACGAACACACACGGAACAAAACGCUUAUUAUCCCUUCAAUACUGAGCUGGAGUCAGCAAAACGACUUGAAGACGACAAACCUAAUAAACUUAUCUCACCAAAUAAAAAGGACGAGGCGUCUUUCAAAAAAAAAAAA